Camellia sinensis is the source of this 1535-nucleotide messenger RNA. RefSeq names its product E3 ubiquitin-protein ligase At3g02290. Gene Ontology annotation, molecular function: ubiquitin-protein transferase activity. Lineage: Eukaryota; Viridiplantae; Streptophyta; Magnoliopsida; Ericales; Theaceae. The record is from RefSeq and is a predicted model, not a curated record.
UUACAUAAGUAACAGAUUGUCCUACCACUCACACCAUCGCUCUAAUUCCGGGUUCGCAUAGUUUUUUUCGCCUGAAAAUCCAACAACCUGUCUAUCUUCUUCUCCGCAAUCCAAUCAUCUCUCUCUCUCUCUCUCACUACACCUUUCAACUCUCAAGGUGAAGGAAUAGGGAGGUCUGUUAUUUGCAUUCUUGUAUUAAGAAGGCAUUUGGGUUUUGUUUCUAGAAGAGAGAGGGAACUGGUUCGGGGAGUCAGUGUAACUUCACGAGCUUGGUGUCCUCUCUCAUCAUCCUUCCUUAUCUUGUUAUUAUUGCCACAAGGGUUGUUUUCUUGAUGUAAAUGCUUAUCAGAGUUGGGCUUUGUUGAUGAGCUUGGAGCACUAGGUGGAGGGUUUUAUUCUAUUAAGAUAGGUUGACACUGGUGAUAUGGGUGCUGUCUGCUGUUGUUUGCGCGAGGAUUGCGAAGAUUAUGUUAAUCCGAACAGUUCAGUUUCUAGAAACUGUAUAUGCCUUCGUUGCUUUGUUCAGAAUGUUUUGCACGCGUAUACAUCAUUAUUUCAAAGAGGAGAAGCACACGCCAUUCCUUCAACCAUUCAGGAGACUGCUUCUUUGACUUCUACAGCAUCACUUGACAACUCUCUUUCUGAUAUGUACCGUUCUCCUCCGAGGCCCUUGCCUUAUGAUGCUGAUCCCCGAUGUUUCCGCAUGCAACGGGAUGGACUGGUCUCGAGACGGGAUAAAAGCUCAAGUCAUUCACUCGAGGAAACUGAACCACUAAGAAGUUGUACUGAUGCAGAUUCAGAAUCUUUGAAUACUGUAGACAAAUGGAAUGAGUCUACAUGUGAAGGAUCAAAAGAAUACCAUACCAGGUCUUCACUGAAGAUCUCAUCAGCAAAAACGGGAACUGAAUUUGCACAUAUUUAUUUUUCUUCUGAAGAUGAAGAUGUCUGCCCAACAUGUCUUGAAGAAUAUACUCCAGAAAACCCCAAGAUAAUUACAAAAUGCUCUCAUCAUUUCCAUCUGGGUUGUAUAUACGAGUGGAUGGAGAGAAGUGACAGCUGUCCAGUUUGUGGCAAGGUGAUGGUAUUUGAUGAAACGACAUGACGUUACUUAAAUUUCAUGUCGUAGAUGAAACCAACAACUUACCAGAGAAGAGGAGGAAAUCAGCAACAAAUGGGAAGAGAGGAGAAAAGAAAAUCAGAAGCAGAUAUCGUAUGGACCUUGUGAAUACCAUGUGUUUGCCCUAUAUAUGAAGUGAAUGUAAAAUAUUGUUCAAGCCUGACUUUAUUUCAAUACUUCUUUUUUUUCCCGGUUUUCUUUUUCUCUUCCCUUUUUUCUUUUCUGGGUGCUGUUCCCUUCAAUCAGUGAAAGUGGAAACAUCUAAAAACGAAAAGAGAGAAAAUGGUGUUCCUAGAUGUGCCAGUGUGGUGAAAUGAUGUUUGUUAUGCACUGGUGGUUUCUGAUUCCUGUUGUAUGUGAAUUGUACAUGACUGACAAAUGAUAUUGAUAAAUAAGAUUCUUGUUUUCCUUGACUGAA